AGCAUUCAUAAAAGGUGACAGCAUAUUUUAAUGUAGGUGGGUGGAGUAGUCGAGUGAUUCUGAAAAGCUUGUAAACGCAAUAGAAACUGGUUUCAGUCUAACCAUCGGCCACAGCCUCAACAAGACAGUUUACACCCACCAAAGACAGAAUGAGUGCUGACGGAACUGGAGACCCACCUCCGUAUGUCAUACCAGUAGAGGGUGCCAAUGGCUCCAACGUCAAGGUCUACCAUGUGCACACUCCAUUCAGCCCACAAAGCUCGACUAUCGACGAUUCUCGAACCCAGAUGCAAUCAGCCAGACCUGUUCAGUCAACAGAAGCCAAAAAUAAAUUUGUCAGCUAUGAAUCAUAUGAGCUGGGUCGCAAUCCAGGAAUGGCCACCUGCACAAGCUGCCAACAGCAGGUCUUAACCAAUGUCACCUACAAAGUGGGAGUUUACGCCUGGUUGAUGUGCUUACUCUUCAUCCUGUGCGGGUUUGUUUUGUGCUGCUGUCUGAUUCCAUUCUUCAUGAAGUUUUUCAAAGACGUCUAUCACACAUGCCCUAAAUGCAAUAAGAUCCUGCACAUUGAAAAGAAGCAAUGUUGCUAACCCUUCCCAAACUUUAACACCACUCAUGUAUUUGUGUGGCACCUUACACCAUAUGAAGGACUGGAGGACACUUUCGGGCCAACACAGAUGUCAUCUAAUACAAACUUGCUUGUAUAAACUAAAGCUUUGCAAUCUUUUUCUUUAUUAUUACAUUAUAUUACGUAUACAAAUACAUUACACUCUCAAAUGAACAUGAAUACUCAUUGUUUUGAUUGUAUAUCUAUAAAGGACUCAGGGUUAAAGCUUCGGAGUGUUGAGGAGUUUGUGGAACCAAAGAUUAGAUUUUUAUAUCACGAUGUAAAUAUCAGUGAUUCUGGCAUUAACUGGUUUCACAAAGAACCUUUAACAUGCAUGGAAACUUUCCAGUUGGACAAAGGGAAAAAAAUUUGUUUAGAUUAUUAAAAUUAGAAAAUGAAAGUGUUAAAAUGAAGGUUUUUUUGUGCAUGGUUGUGCAUUUAGAUAUGUUUUUUUUUUUUUUAAACACGGUGUAGAAAACCUGGAUAUACGAGGUGUCUUCAUUUGAAAGUAUGAUUUCUAGAACUUAAUUUCUUUUUUAAAAUAAACGAUAGACCUUUUUGUAGUUGUGUCAAUACCUAAUAAAUUCUAUUGGGAAAAACCUGUAAAAAAAAAAUAUAUAUAUAUAUAUAUAUAUAUCUCCUGGGAAAAAGUCAUGGGGUCUUUGAAUAUUACUGUGGGCACUGGGAGGCUUUGGAGUCUAAAGGUUGAGAACACUUAACUUAGGACUAACAAGAUCUUUUAAUUAAAAUAAUGGAAAUCGUACUUUCAAAACUCACUUUUUUAAUUACCACAUUACUAAAGCGGACUUACUGAUUAGCAUUUUUUCACUUCUGUAAGUAGUCUGAAUUUUUAGAAAGUCAAAAAUGUCAUAAUGUGCAUCUAAAUGGAACCGUCAUAAUAAAACUGAAAUGUGUCUGUGCAAUACCUUAA
This is a messenger RNA of Carassius auratus (goldfish), 1538 nucleotides long. RefSeq names its product lipopolysaccharide-induced tumor necrosis factor-alpha factor homolog. The record is from RefSeq and is a predicted model, not a curated record. NCBI's taxonomy places the organism in Eukaryota, Metazoa, Chordata, Actinopteri, Cypriniformes, Cyprinidae. Gene Ontology annotation, cellular component: nucleus; cytoplasmic side of lysosomal membrane; cytoplasmic side of late endosome membrane. The transcript has 5 exons. Bases 150 to 590 code for a protein of 146 amino acids. Gene Ontology annotation, molecular function: zinc ion binding.